Rhea pennata is the source of this 2114-nucleotide messenger RNA. RefSeq names its product H2.0 like homeobox (gene HLX). Lineage: Eukaryota; Metazoa; Chordata; Aves; Rheiformes; Rheidae. Gene Ontology annotation, molecular function: DNA-binding transcription factor activity, RNA polymerase II-specific; sequence-specific DNA binding. The record is from RefSeq and is a predicted model, not a curated record. The transcript has 4 exons. The coding region runs from base 314 to 1579 and encodes 421 amino acids. Gene Ontology annotation, biological process: regulation of DNA-templated transcription.
GCCAGAGAAAGUUUGGGGAGGGGUGGAUUUUUUCCCCAGUGCGAGGAAGGGGUUUGGUUUUGUUUUGUUUUGUUUGCACCGCUCCUCUCCCGCGCUCGCUCGCUCUCUCCCUCUCGCCGUGCGUUUUGCGUGGGUUUUUUCUUUCUUCUUCUUCUUUUUGUUUUCCCCUUGCCCCCCGGCAAGCGCGCUGCCAGCUGCCAAGCCGCCCGCCCGCCCCGCCGUCCCUCCCCAUGCGCCGGGGGCAGCGGGCAGCCCCGCGCCGCGCUCCCGGGAGCUGAGCGGCGCGGAGCGGCCCGCGGGCGCCGGCGGCAGGAUGUACACGGCCGGGCUGGCCCCUUUCUACGCCUCCAACUUCAGCCUCUGGUCAGCGGCGUACUGCUCGGCCGCGGGGCCGGGCGCCGGCGGCUGCUUCCCGCUGGAGCACGGCGCGGCCAAGAAGCCUUCCUUCUGCAUCGCCGACAUCCUGCACGCCGGCGGCGAGGCGGCGGGCGGCCCCGCCGAGAGCCUGCCCGGCGGCCCCGGGGCCGGGCUGCCGCCGGCGCUGGGCGCCGUGCACCACGCCGGCCCCUUCCACGCCACCGCCUCGCCGCUGCGGCCCACGCCCGUGGUGGCCCCCGAGGCCCCCGCCGCCGCCUUCCCGCCGCGCCUCUCGCCGCUCUCGGCCGCCUACCACCCGCACCACCGCCCCCCGCAGCACCGCUCCCCCGCGGCGGCGGCGGCCGGCGGCGGCGCGCCGCCCCCCGCCCGCGGCCCCGGGAGCCACACGCACGGCGCGGCGCCGGCGCCCUCCAGCAAGGACCUGAAAUUCGGCAUCGACCGCAUUUUGUCGGCGGAGUUUGACCCCAAAGUCAAGGAAGGCAACACGCUGAGAGAUCUGACCUCCUUAUUAACUACCAGCCGCCAAACUGGGGUUCAUCUCCCCAACUUGCAGCCUUCCGCCAGCCAGUUCUUCGCGUCUCUAGACCCCAUUAACGAGGCCUCUACUAUUCUGGGUCCCUUAAACACAAACCCAAGGAGCUCAGUUCAGCACCAGUUUCAAGACACUUUUCCAGGUCCGUAUGCAGUUUUAACUAAGGACACACUGCCUCAGACAUACAAGAGGAAGCGCUCCUGGUCCAGGGCUGUUUUUUCCAACCUUCAGAGGAAAGGUUUAGAAAAGCGGUUCGAAAUCCAGAAAUAUGUUACCAAACCGGACAGAAAGCAACUCGCGGCAAUGCUGGGGCUGACAGAUGCACAAGUGAAGGUCUGGUUCCAGAACCGGCGCAUGAAGUGGCGACACUCCAAGGAGGCGCAGGCCCAGAAGGACAAGGACAAGGAGCCGGCGGCCGAGAGGGCCGGCGCGCCGCCCGCCGCCCCGGGAGAGCCCGAGCGCAGCCCCAGCCGCUCGGAGGGCGACAGCGACAGUAGCGACGCAGACUCCCUCGACAUGGCCCCCAGCGACACGGAAAGGACUGAGGGCGCCGAGCAGAGCCAGCCCCAAAGCGGUGUCAUCAAGUCCUCUGGCAGCCCCGGCCUCCCCUCCCCGCCGCCGCCCGCCGCCAGCCCUGAGCCGCCGCCCGCCCCGCGGAGCGGCCUAUAGACGGGGCGGCCGCGGCAUCUCCGCCCGGGACCUCCGCGCUAAUUUAUAUUCCUUCCUCCGAGCUGCUGCCGGGUCUCAGAGGUCGAGGGGGCACAUCAAGAGCCCCCUCCUCUCCCACGGCCAGCGCCCUGCCCGGCGGCGAGGGCUUGGGGACUUGGGCGGUGCGGGGAGCUCCAGCCCUGGACAGUUGUGCAUGAGGCGCGCGGCAGCGCCGCCCGGCCGCCUCUCCCUCCGUGCUGCUCGGUGGGAGAGCGGGAUUUCUCUCUCUCUCUGUCUCUUUUUUUUUAAUUUUAUUCUCCCUCUCGCACCCCUUGCGCUCUCCAGGAAAGUCCGAGCGAGAGACUCCGAGAAUGUGCUCUGAAAUCCCUCUCCCUCCCCCUCAGACAUUUUACAAUGUGAAGUAUUUUGCCAACAUCCUCAUUGGUUGCAACGUGUUGCUUUGAAUAAUCCGGCCAAGAAAUACUGCACUGACAAAAUAUAUAAAUAUAUAUAUAUAUAUAUAUCCUGUAAAUAAAAUGUUUGCUAUGGUUUGUAA